AUGCAAAACCGUGGAGGUCAGGACCAUGUUGGAGGAGGGAGCCAUCGCAAAUGCCACUUCCUCCGCCCCUCAUCACGACGCCUUCGAAGCGGAGAGAUCCACCUUUGCUGGAUCAUGGAAACUGUCUUGACGGUCAGCCAGUUCCUCACGUCUCUACACAAUCAGAGACACCAGAUGGGCCCAAACUUUGGCUUCAGUUUUCUGGUUGAAAGGUGCCAAGUUCGAGUCCAGAAGUGA
Molecule: messenger RNA, 237 nt
Organism: Protopolystoma xenopodis
Lineage: Eukaryota; Metazoa; Platyhelminthes; Monogenea; Polystomatidea; Polystomatidae
Source: the annotation of a GenBank genome assembly